Molecule: messenger RNA, 5223 nt
Organism: Aspergillus uvarum CBS 121591
Lineage: Eukaryota; Fungi; Ascomycota; Eurotiomycetes; Eurotiales; Aspergillaceae
Product: clathrin heavy chain
Exons: 6
Coding region: 193-5223 (1676 amino acids)
Biological process (GO): receptor-mediated endocytosis; intracellular protein transport; Golgi to endosome transport
Cellular component (GO): actin cortical patch; clathrin complex; clathrin coat of trans-Golgi network vesicle
Molecular function (GO): structural molecule activity; clathrin light chain binding
Source: RefSeq, a predicted model, not a curated record
CUCUCCUCCUCCCCCCUCCUCCCAAUCCCUACUUACUCGCACCUCUCCUUCCUCCCUCCCUCUAAUUCUUCACGUCUCCUCCUCUCCUCCCCAAUUCCUCACUUGUCGUCUUUCUUUCCUUCACUAUCCGGUCAUUUUCUUUGCGUGGCGUUCUGUUGGGUGGAUGAGGUCGUGCUGCGGCCUUAGGUAAAUAUGGCUCCUCUACCGAUCAAGUUCACGGAGCUCCUUAAUUUGACAACGGCUGAAAUUGCGCCUGCGUCUAUUGGUUUCAACUCAUGCACUCUAGAAUCAGACCACUAUGUGUGUGUCCGGCAAAAGCUCGAUGAAGACGACAAGCCCCAGGUCAUUAUCAUCAACCUGAAGAACAACAAUGAGGUCAUCAAGCGGCCGAUCAACGCGGACAGUGCUAUCAUGCACUGGGACCGCAAUAUCAUCGCCCUCAAGGCUCAGGGUCGCACGAUCCAGAUCUUUGAUCUGGCGGCGAAGCAGAAGCUGAAGUCGUCGGUGAUGAAUGAGGAUAUCGUGUACUGGAAAUGGUUCAGCGAAAAGUGCCUGGGUCUGGUCACGGAACAGUCCGUAUACCACUGGGAUGUCUUUGACCCGACUCAGACACAACCUCUGAAGAUCUUUGACCGUCUUCCCAACCUCAGUGGAUGUCAAAUCAUCAACUACCGCGUCAACGAAGAUGAGAAGUGGAUGGUAGUGGUCGGAAUCAGCCAGCAGCAGGGACGUGUGGUGGGCUCGAUGCAGCUCUAUUCCAAGGAGCGAGGAAUCUCCCAGUUCAUCGAGGGUCAUGCUGCUGCCUUCGCUUCCAUUCGGGUCGAAGGCUCCCCGCUCGAGCACAAGCUGUUCACCUUCGCCGUCCGAACGCCGACCGGGGCCAAGUUGCAGAUCGCCGAGAUCGACCACCAGGAGCCGAACCCACGGUUUCAGAAGAAGGCAGUGGAGGUAUACUUCCCUCAGGAGGCUGUCAACGACUUCCCUGUCGCCAUGCAGGUCUCCAAGAAGUACGACAUCGUCUACCUGGUCACCAAAUACGGAUUUAUUCACCUCUACGACCUUGAGACCGGCACUUGCAUCUUCAUGAACCGCAUUUCCAGCGAAACAAUCUUCACCACUGCCCCUGAUUCCGACUCUGCUGGUCUGGUCGGUGUUAACCGCAAGGGCCAAGUUUUGUCCGUCAGUGUCGAUGAGAGCAACAUCAUCCAGUAUCUGAUGGAGAACCCCGCCAUGUCCGGCCUCGCAGUUAAGCUCGCUUCUAAGGCAGGUCUUCCUGGAGCGGAUCAUCUCUACCAGCAGCAGUUUGACAACCUUAUUGCCCAAGGAAACUUCUCCGAGGCUGCCAAGAUCGCUGCGAACUCGCCACGCGGUUUCCUCCGGACCCCGGAGACCAUAAACCGCUUCAAGAACGCUCCCCAGACGGGUCAGAUGUCUGUCAUCCUCCAAUACUUCGGUAUGCUGCUGGACAAGGGCUCUCUGAACAAGUACGAGAGUGUGGAACUGGUCCGCCCUGUUUUGCAGCAGAACAGGAAGCACCUUCUUGAGAAGUGGAUGCGCGAAAACAAGUUGGAAGCCUCCGAAGAGCUUGGUGAUAUUGUCCGUCCUUACGACAUGAACCUGGCCUUGUCUAUUUAUCUCCAGGCCAAUGUAUCCCAGAAGGUCAUUGCCGGGUUUGCUGAGACGGGCCAAUUCGACAAGAUCCUCACGUACUCGAAGCAGGUUGGCUACCAGCCGGAUUACACCCAGCUUUUGCAGCACAUCGUUCGUGUGAACCCCGAAAAGGGUGCCGAAUUCGCCACGCAGCUCGCCAACGAGGAGUCGGGAGCUCUCAUCGAUCUCGACCGCGUUGUCGAUGUGUUCCUGUCCCAGAACAUGAUCCAGCAAGCCACUUCGUUCCUUCUCGAUGCCCUAAAGGAUAACAAGCCCGAGCAUGGCCAUCUUCAGACUCGUCUGCUCGAGAUGAACCUUGUCAACGCCCCCCAGGUUGCCGAUGCCAUUCUUGGCAAUGAAAUUUUCACGCACUACGACCGUCCUCGGAUCUCCCAGCUUUGCGAGAAUGCUGGUCUCAUCCAGCGUGCUCUUGAGAACACCGAGGACCCGGCGGCCAUCAAGAGGAAUAUUGUUCGUACCGACAAACUGAGCCCCGAGUGGUUGAUGGAGUACUUCGGCAAGUUGUCCGUUGAGCAGACGCUCGACUGCAUGGACACCAUGUUGCAGGUUAAUAUCCGCCAGAAUCUGCAAGCCGUUGUCCAGAUCUGUACCAAGUUCUCCGACCUCCUUGGCCCCUCUCGCUUGAUUGCCUUGCUCGAGAAAUACCGUACCGCUGAGGGUCUCUACUACUACCUUGGCAGUAUUGUUAACCUUAGCGAAGAUCCCGAGGUGCACUUCAAGUACAUCGAAGCUGCCACUGCUAUGAACCAAAUCACGGAAGUGGAGCGUAUCUGUCGCGAGAGCAACUACUACAACCCUGACAAGGUCAAGAACUUCUUGAAGGAGGCCAAGUUGACCGAGCAGCUGCCGCUGAUCAUUGUGUGCGAUCGGUUCAACUUCAUCCACGACUUGGUUCUUUACCUCUACCAGAACCAGCAGUACAAGUCUAUCGAGGUUUACGUUCAGCGUGUCAACCCCUCGCGCGCGCCUGCUGUCGUUGGUGGUCUGUUGGAUGUCGACUGUGAUGAGAGCAUCAUCAAGAACCUUCUCUCGACUGUUGACCCGGCUGUGAUCCCCAUCGAUGAGCUUGUUUCCGAGGUGGAGAGCCGCAACCGGUUGAAGUUGCUUCUGCCCUUCCUUGAGGCUACGCUUGCGACGGGUAACCAGCAGCAAGCCGUCUACAACGCAUUGGCCAAGAUUUACAUCGACAGCAACAACAACCCCGAGAAGUUCCUCAAGGAGAACGACAUGUAUGACACUUUGACCGUUGGAAAGUACUGCGAGAAGCGGGAUCCCAAUCUUGCAUACAUUGCCUACCGCAAGGGACAGAACGAUCUCGAGCUCAUCAACAUCACCAACGAGAAUGCCAUGUACCGUGCUCAGGCGCGCUACCUUGUUGAGCGGGCUGAUCCCGAGAUCUGGUCGUUUGUCCUGAGCGAGAACAAUCAGCACCGUCGUUCCUUGGUCGAUCAAGUCAUUGCCACCGCCGUGCCCGAGUCGACUGAGCCAGACAAAGUGUCCGUCGCCGUUAAAGCCUUCCUUGAGGCUGAUCUCCCCGGUGAGCUGAUUGAGCUUCUGGAGAAGAUUAUCCUUGAGCCCUCGCCUUUCAGUGACAAUGGCAGCCUCCAGAACCUGCUGAUGUUGACUGCUGCUAAGGCCGACAAGAGCCGUUUGAUGGAUUACAUCCACCAGCUCAACGAGUUCAGCCCCGACGAGAUCGCUGAGAUGUGUAUCUCAGUUGGAUUGUACGAGGAGGCUUUCGAGAUCUACAAGAAGGUCAACAACUUCCUUGCCGCUGUCAAUGUCCUGGUCGAGAACAUCGUCAGCAUUGACCGUGCUCAAGAGUUCGCUGAGCGUGUUGAGUUGCCCGAGGUCUGGAGCAAGGUGGCCAAGGCGCAGCUCGAUGGUCUUCGUAUCUCUGACUCCAUUGAAUCGUACAUCCGUGCUGGUGAUCCCUCUAACUACCUUGAGGUUAUCGAGACCGCCACCCACGCUGGCAAGGAUGAGGAUCUCGUCAAGUUCUUGAAGAUGGCCCGCAAGACACUGCGUGAGCCUGCCAUUGAUACCGGUCUCGCUUUCUGCUACGCCCGCCUUGACCAGCUCGCCGAGCUGGAGGACUUCCUGAGGACCACUAACGUGGCCGAUAUUGAAGCCUCUGGUGACAAGGCUUACGAAGAAGGAUACCACCAGGCCGCCAAGAUCUUCUACACCAGCAUUUCCAACUGGGCUAAGCUGGCAACCACCCUGGUUCAUCUGGAAGACUACCAGGCGGCUGUGGAGUGCGCCCGCAAAGCGAACAGCGUCAAGGUGUGGAAGGAAGUCAACGAAGCUUGCGUGAACAAGAAGGAAUUCCGUCUCGCCCAGAUUUGUGGUCUCAACCUGAUCGUCCAUGCAGAAGAGCUUCAGGACCUUGUUCGUCAAUACGAGCGUAACGGAUACUUCGAUGAGCUCAUUGCGGUUUUGGAAGCCGGCUUGGGUCUGGAGCGUGCUCACAUGGGCAUGUUCACCGAGCUGGGCAUUGCGCUGUCCAAGUACCACCCUGACCGCGUCAUGGAGCACCUCAAGCUCUUCUGGUCUCGCAUCAACAUCCCCAAGAUGAUCCGGGCCUGCGAAGACGCGAGUCUGUGGCCUGAGUUGGUCUUCUUGUACUGCCACUACGACGAAUGGGACAACGCAGCCCUGGCUAUGAUGGAGCGUGCUGCCGACGCCUGGGAGCACCACUCUUUCAAGGACAUCAUUGUCAAGGUUGCGAACUUGGAGAUCUACUACCGCGCCCUCAAUUUCUAUCUCCAGGAACAGCCAUUGCUGCUGACCGACUUGCUCCAGUCCCUCACCUCCCGCGUCGACGUCAACCGUGUCGUGCGCAUCUUCCAGUCCUCAGACAACAUCCCUCUCAUCAAGCCCUUCCUGCUCAACGUCCAGACCCAGAACAAGCGGGCAGUGAACGAUGCGAUCAAUGACCUGCUGAUUGAGGAGGAGGACUACAAGACGCUCCGCGAUUCCGUGGACAACUACGAUAACUUCGAUGCGGUGGCCCUCGCGCAACGGUUGGAGAAGCAUGACCUGAUCUUCUUCCGCCAGAUCGCCGCCAACAUCUACCGCAACAACAAGCGCUGGGAGAAGUCGAUCGCACUGUCGAAGCAGGACAAGCUCUACAAGGAUGCCAUUGAGACUGCCGCUAUCUCCGGCAAGUCGGAGGUGGUUGAAGAACUCCUUCGCUACUUUGUGGAUAUUGGCAGCCGCGAGUGUUACGUUGGUAUGCUGUAUGCCUGCUACGAUCUUAUCCGCCCGGAUGUGAUCAUGGAACUGUCGUGGCGCCACGGGCUGCACGAUUUCACGAUGCCGUUCAUGAUCAACUUCCUGUGCGAGCAGACGCGGGCGAUCGAGAUGCUAAAGAAGGACAACGAGGAGCGGAAGGCUCGGGAGACGACGCAGAAGGUGGAAGAGGACAACACACCCAUUUUGGGCGGCUCGCGGUUGAUGUUAACGCAGGGACCGGCGGCGCCGGCACCCGCGCCCAUGGGGUAUGCCAAUGGAAUCACGCCGCAGGCGACCGGAUUCCGGCCCUUCUAA